Messenger RNA from Dermacentor andersoni, 1369 nucleotides. RefSeq lists its product as uncharacterized. The record is from RefSeq and is a predicted model, not a curated record. Lineage: Eukaryota; Metazoa; Arthropoda; Arachnida; Ixodida; Ixodidae.
UCGCCACUUGUUUUCGCGCACGAUGUCGUGCUGGAGUUGAGGGCAGCAGAUUUUGUAAAAUGGGAGAGAAGGUUAGAAGACGCACGCGAGAGAGAAAAAAAAAGGAAUUCAGCCACGGUUCACAUUGUCUCCCGGUGAAUAACAAUGCCGGCCUCUUCUUAGCCGAUGCUGUCUCGCGCAAGCUGCUCUUCCAGCUCCAUGCGUUCUCCACACGUUCGUAAAACUCGCUCGUAAAUGCAUCGCUCAUGGGCCGAUUCUGGUAAGGCCGGAUAGGAUGAAGGUCGCCUUUGUCACUGUCACACAUGUUGUCGUCGUGAUUAUAGCCACGGAACUGGAGCACGUUAAGGCCAGAAGAAGUAACGUGGCUGGGGGCAACACACCGGGAAUUGGAGUAAUUUAUUCGGGUAUACCAAGAAAAGACACUCCAUUAUUGAAUAAACCACCGCAGUCAUGGACGAAAAAAGCGAAGGGACCACGAUAUCUUGUCGGAAAGCCUGGAUCAUAUUUUGUGGGAAAUCGCCCCAGACAUGCCCGGGGGAGGAAACUGAGGAAGCUGGGAACACCCCGGAGCGGGAAGAACAAGCCAAGGGCAAAGAUUACAACACAGCAUAACAAAUCAGAGCAUGAGGGCAAAGAAAACGAUCACUCACCUCUGGCCAAUGGGCAUCAGAAUGGAGUUGAAGCUACGGGAGGCGGAAACGGGGGAACGAUGGACCCAAUGGGCAUGGGGAUGGGAAUGGGUAUGGGGAUGGGCAUGGGCAUGGGAAUGAGCAUGGGAAUGGGCAUGGGAAUGGGCAUAGGAAUGCGUAGAAUGAUGGGCCUCAUGAUGGUAAACCAAAUAGGCAAAAAUGUUGCUAAUGCAGUCGUGGGCGUAACGAGGGAGAUUGUUGCAGCAAAGCGAGCUGCUGAAGCGGCAGCCGCAGCCAAAGGUGACGGUGCUGCGGAUACGGGUGAAAAAGGUGGAGCGGAUGCAGGUGACAAAGGAGGUGAUGAAGGGGAUAAGAAGGAUUCCAAGGACGAGAAGAAUUCGAAAGAUGGCGCAGAAGAAGGUGGUACUACUAAGAAAAAGGCAGGAGAGGAUAAGAACGAGUCGAAAGAUGCGAAGGAUUCGAAAGCUGCAACAGGAGGAACUAGCUCAUCGGACAAAAAGUCAGCUUGACUCGGCAUCGCCCCAGCCGGGAUCAGCACUCGAGAUGGAAAUGGCCUGCGAGAAUGACUACAUGGUUCAUCAUAUCCCAUGAUCUUCUUCUAGGAACAAAUGGGAAGUCAGUUUAAACUUCCUGAUAUGAGGUGUGCGAUAGUUUGCUCCAACCCUUCAUACGCCUGGAAGUCAUCCCUGUAAAUAAAGACGUUUUCACACGCUGUGGGA